Mucor mucedo is the source of this 1008-nucleotide messenger RNA. RefSeq lists its product as uncharacterized. The transcript has 4 exons. Lineage: Eukaryota; Fungi; Mucoromycota; Mucoromycetes; Mucorales; Mucoraceae. The record is from RefSeq and is a predicted model, not a curated record. The coding region runs from base 1 to 1008 and encodes 335 amino acids.
AUGAAUACAUCAAAUUAUACCAUCAAAGCUAUCUACGACGAAGCCCACAGCAAGAUAAAAACAGGCAAUAUCAAAAACACAAACUUGGAUAUAAGGUUAACAUUAUCAGGUUUGUUCAACAGUAAUGAUUACGAACCACAGCCUAUAUCGGUUGGAUAUGUAGCGGAACAAGCCAUCUUUUCUCCUUUGACCUUGCGGAAUAUCGACAUACUUGCGUAUGCAAUGCAGAGUAGGGAAUUGCUGAGACUUGACAACAACUAUACCACAAUGGAAGAAUUAUCGAUCAACCAUAUUAUAACCGACGUAUACCUAAAACAUUCAACAUCGAAGUACAGAGAAGAUAGUGAACUUUCACUACUCAUUGAUUCCAUUAGUUGUUUGUUUUCAUCAUUAUGGUCGUCACAUAGUACCGUUCGCUUGACAUGGGAUAAAACCUCCUUAACAGCAAGUGCCAAAUCACCAAGUAGUGUAUCAUUUCGACCAGAUAUAAUCUUCAGCACCAAAUUAUCAAACGGUCAAGAAUAUGAAAUAGGAAACGGAGAAGUCAAGGCCCCUACUGUAACAAAAUGUAUAGUCGAUGCAACAAGAGUAAGAGUCCUCGAAACUGCUAAACGACAACUACACAAAAGAAUGAGAAUGACAAACGCCCAUAACACGUUAGUGACUUUUGGUAUUUUAAUUCGUUUCACUUUUGAGGUUUACAUUGUUCGUUACAUCGAUGGCUAUUAUCCUUAUGAAAAAAUUACUUGGGGAGAGCUACCUCGGUUCAACAAAGUCAAUGACGUCUUGCCGCAUGCACUUCGAUCGCUGCUGACUUUGAAGCAUUCGAUGGAAUUAUCUCUCGCUAACAUUGAUACCACUGAUAAUAAUUCUGACAAUCUCACCGAAAGUAACUUGCUUCCGACUGUAUCAUAUACCAUGUUCUAUAAGGAGAUAGUAAACGAUCGGGUUACAGAUUCGAACAGUGAGAGUGUAGAGAAUCAAACAUGCUCCGAUGAAAAUAAAUAA